Molecule: messenger RNA, 1347 nt
Organism: Ilex paraguariensis (yerba mate)
Lineage: Eukaryota; Viridiplantae; Streptophyta; Magnoliopsida; Aquifoliales; Aquifoliaceae
Source: the annotation of a GenBank genome assembly
AUGGCGGAGGAACUAAGAGUGCACAAUGCAUCCCUUCAACGAGAAUUUGAUCAAUUAAUAAGAGCUGCGUCUUUGCAAGGAGCUCCUCAGGCUUUGCAGAGUUUGUCACUUGAAGAAGGAUUGAUGCACCUUGGUUUCACUGCUUGUGGUUCAGCUGCUGCAUGGAGACUUCACUAUUAUCAGUGGGCAAUGCAGAUGUUUGAGCAAUAUAAUAUGUAUGAAGCUGCUUGCCAAUUUGCUCUUGCUGCACUUGAGCAAGUUGAUGAAGCUUUGGCUCCUAAAGAUGGCCUGCUCGAGGCAGAUUUUGUUAAUGAGUCAGCAACUUCUGUGAAAGGACGAUUUUGGGCAAAUGUGUUCAAGUUUACCUUGGAUCUUGGUUAUUACUAUGAUGCGUAUUGUGCAAUAAUUUCUAACCCAGAUGAAGAAAGCAAGAAUAUUUGUUUGAGGCGUUUCAUUAUCGUUCUAUUUGAGCGUGGUGCUGUAAAGAUUCUUUGUGAUGGUCAACUACCUUUUAUUGGUUUAGUAAAGAAGGUAGAGCGAGAGCUUGCUUGGAAGGCGGAGCGCUCAGAUGUUUUAGCAAAACCAAACCCAUUAAAACUGCUUUAUGCAUUUGAGACUCACAGACAUAAUUGGCGAAGGGCAGCAAGUUACAUUUAUUUGCAUUCAGCACGAUUGCGAACAGAAGCAGCCUCAAGAGAUCACCAGCGCCGGUCCACAAGUCUGCAAGAGAGGCUGGAUGGGCUAUCUGCUGCUAUUAAUGCACUACAACUUGUUGAUCCUGCAUAUGCUUGGAUUGACCCUUUACUUGAAGAAACCUCUCUUCACAAAGAAAGUUAUCCAAGUAAAAAGGCUAAAAUAUCAGUGCAAGAACAGUCUGCUGGCAAUGAUGCUCAGCCUCAGAGGCUGCUGUCUUAUGUAGAUAUUGAGAAACUUGACAAUGAAUUUGUGUUGACAUCUGCAGAAUAUUUGCUCUCAUUGGCAAAUGUAAAGUGGACAUUUACUGGGAAUGAGAUGCCUCCACCAGAGUUAGUUGACCUAUUGGUCCAGUCAAAUUUGUUUGACAUGGUCUUCACAGUUCUUCUAAAAUUUUGGAAGGGCUCAGGAUUGAAUAGGGAACUGGAAAGAAUCUUUGUUGCAAUAGCAUUGAAAUGCUGUCCCAGCAGUGUAGGUCCCUUACCAGUUCGGAAUGAUCAUAGAGUGCAUGGUCUUCUUCUGAAAUCAUCACAGGAUGAAGUGACUGUUCAUAGUUCACUUGAUGUGGAUCCUUCAACACAACCACCCAAGUGGAAUAGCCAGUUGGAAACACUUGAACGCUAUCUUGUUCGUAUUUCUAUCUUCCUCUGUUAA